UACAAUUGGACUGAUUUAUUAUUGUGAUAAUAAAUGACGCGAGGGUGAGGUUGAGACACUGGUCUGAAUCAGUUGUAAUUUGUAAUGUUUACUGAUGUUUACUAGUUUAAUGAAGUUUACUAGACUACUUACCAAAUGUGUAUCAACUAAAAACGUGGAUUUACGUGGAUUCAACAUAUUGCAUCUACAGUGACCUACAGUUGCAUCUGCAUAGCAAGUGUCAAAACCUCAAAAACAUGUCAGACAUGAAGCAAAAAAUUAUACAAAAAUUUAAUGUAGAAUUGGGUUCUGAUUUAAAAGGACUUGAAAAAAUAUAUGAAUUUCAUCAGCGUUUGAAUCUUCAAAAGAAUGAAAUUGAAAAAUCGUUAUCAAUGGCAUCAUCUGAAGCUCCUUCAAAAGUGAAAGUAGUUAUACAAAGUGUUGAAAGAAUAAGUAUUGAAUUUGAACAAUUAGGAAAAUGCUCAGAAAAAUUCAGGAGUAGUAUACAAGAAAUAACGAGUGAAAAAGGUAGCAAUUUAGAUAUACAAGAAAUUAUUAACACGAUAAGUUACUUGGAUAAAUCCUUGGCUUACUUGCAUUUUAUAAAAUAUGUAGAAAAUAUUAGCGAUGAAAUACAAGCAUCAUUAGCAGCUAAUGAUGAUGAGUCCACCAUUUCAUUAUAUACAAAUCUUACAGAUAUUAGUUGUCAAUUACAAUUGUCCACUUGUCAUUAUCUUGUAAAUUAUGUGAGAGACACACUUCAUUUUUGGCACAAUCUCAUCAAGGAUAAAUUAUCAAAAGAAUAUAAUGAUAUACUAAAGGCAUUAAAGUGGCCCUUUUGUGGGAAUAAUUCAAAUGCAAUAAAUACAUAUACACCAGAAACAUUAACUAAAUUUAAAAUACUUACAGAAUAUCUAUUACAUUUACAAUUACCGGCAGAUUCUACUAAGCCAGUGGUAACCUCAGUACUAUUAACAGACUUUACACCUGUGAGUUUGCCAAUUUCAUUGAUGGUACGGCCACUUAGACAAAGAUUUAUAUAUCACUUCAAAGGUUCCAAAUUAACAAACCGGCAAGAUAAACCAGAAUGGUUUUUCACUCAAAUAUUAACAUGGAUCAAAGAUCAUGUCCAAUGGGUACAAAAGAAUGUUCAACCUGUUGCAAAUUCAAUUGGUUUUAAUCAUAUGGAUAUGAAGGUAGAAUUUAUGCAGGCCUUAGUACAGUUAGCAGUUGAAAAACUUCAUUCAGAGUUGUCAGUAGUACAGUAUGAUGAUGCUUUAUUUGCUCAUUUGGUGGACGAAGCUUUAGGUUUUGAGAGAGAAUUAAGAGAUACAUUACUUUAUCCUCCAACCCAGCCAGCCACUGUUUUUGUUCUUACACAAGCCCACAUUUUUGUAAAAUGGAUUAAUACUGAAAAAAAAUAUGCUACUGAAAAAAUGGAUGCGAUUUUGAGUUCAAGUACUGCUUGGAAAAGGAUAUUGAACUCUGAUGCUGAUGAUAUGAAGGUAACUGAAUGCGCGGACGCUUUCUUGUCUCUUCUUACAACAAUCUCUGAUAGAUAUAAACAUUUACCUCAACCAGGUCACAGAUUACAAUUUUUGGAGCUACAACUAGAACAAAUCGAUGACUGGAGAAUAAGAUUACUUCAAUUACUACACGAAACUCAUGAAGAUCCUUUAACAUCUCUCAUGCCAUGUAUCCUUAAUACAUUGCAUUAUGUUGCAACUGUCUUGGAAGAAUGGGGUGUGACAGUACAUUUUUUGCAAUUGUACUUUUUUAAAAAACAAUUUGAAGCAGUUGAAUCUGCUACGUUAGAAGGAAGUGAUAUGACUGAAAGUGUAGGUGAAGUAGAGGGCUCUGUGUUUGAUGAUGCAGUUGCACUUUUAAGAAGAUUAGAAAAAGAAUUAAUAAAUGAAAUUAGCGAUUCUGUAGCUUUAGACGUAAAGGCAAGGAGUAGACCUUAUAGGACAGAUAAAUGGUUCGCAAUGCAAUCUGUUAAAGAAGUAGUUUCUUUGUCGGUUACUUCCAGUGGAUAUUCUAUGUUUCAAGAAUUAGCAACAAAGCUCAAUUUACUGUACGACGCACUUGCCUUACCACUAUUUAAUCAGGCUUGGAAAAGUUUAGCUUCCCAGUUUGAUCAAUUUCUUCUAGAAGAAGUUGUUCUAGUGAAUCAUUUUAAUACAGGUGGAGCCGAGCAACUAGAAUAUGAUAUUUUCAGAAAUUUAUUUCCAUUAUUCGGCUUGUACAUUAACAAACCAGAAUCAUAUUUUCCUCUGAUUAAAGAAGCAUGUAUUUUAUUAAAUAUUUUGUUAGGUUCGGCAAUGUUAUUAAUUGAAGCUCUGAACAAUGAUGACGAGACUGCAGGAAAAGAAAUAUUAGCGGACAUCGGUAUUCAUAAAAUGUCUCCAGAACUUGCUUUGAAAGUACUUGGAACGAGAACAGAUAUCACCUAUGUAUAAAAAAGAAUGUUUCGUGUACAUUAUAAAAAUUUAAUAUAUUUUUAAAGAUUAA
Molecule: messenger RNA, 2490 nt
Organism: Hylaeus volcanicus
Lineage: Eukaryota; Metazoa; Arthropoda; Insecta; Hymenoptera; Colletidae
Gene: Rint1
Product: RAD50-interacting protein 1
Exons: 12
Coding region: 237-2438 (733 amino acids)
Biological process (GO): regulation of ER to Golgi vesicle-mediated transport; endoplasmic reticulum to Golgi vesicle-mediated transport; retrograde vesicle-mediated transport, Golgi to endoplasmic reticulum
Cellular component (GO): Dsl1/NZR complex
Source: RefSeq, a predicted model, not a curated record